This is a messenger RNA of Electrophorus electricus (electric eel), 2705 nucleotides long. RefSeq lists its product as uncharacterized. Gene Ontology annotation, cellular component: membrane. Lineage: Eukaryota; Metazoa; Chordata; Actinopteri; Gymnotiformes; Gymnotidae. The record is from RefSeq and is a predicted model, not a curated record.
UGUGCAGAUGCUGUUUGAACGUGCUGGGUCACGCAUUUGCUGCUGAUACUAUUUUAGAUCAAAUACAAAAGACUGUUUGCCAGAGCUCUCAGAGCAAUAUUCCACAAAGACCCAAGAGAUUUGUAGCUAUCCAUUUGUCUGCUGUGAAAUGGAACCUGUGCUCAUGGUGGCUGCUCUCCACGCUCUGUGUUUGUGUCAAGGACUCCAGGGUGCACCUGAUUCUUCUAAUGGCAACAGGACAGAACCUGUCAUGAGUGACAAGCCUGUAUUCAAGCACAGUGGGUCCUACAUUCUCAGCCUCUCUCAGGCUUGCUCUGGAACUCUGGGGACUCUUCACCAAGGCAGGUGGAUAGCUUUAAGCCUUAAACGUCUGAGCACUGAAGACAUUAGACCUUUGGCCCAUCAAGCCUGUGAGAACCUGGGCUGUGGGGGAUUCUUCAGUGUCACGGAUAAUGGGACAGCACCCAGUAACUCCUGCCUGACUGACUGCAUCAUCAGAAACUCCACAGUGCACAACUGCACAGAAGAUCCACUGAGCGAGUGUGUGCAAACAGUAGAGGUAGUCUGCGAGCACCAAGCAAUCCGGUUGGCUGCAGGCAAUGACAGGUGUGCUGGGCGGGUGGAGCUGCGACAUGGCGGGCAGUGGGGCUCAGUGUGUGAUGAUGAUUGGGAUUUGAGAGAAGGAAAUGUGGUGUGUGCCCAGUUGGGCUGUGGUACUGCCGUGAUAGUGACAGUUGAGGCUGUUGCAUUUGGCCCAGGGACAGGCCCCAUUAACAUCAACAAGCUGAACUGCACUGGGACAGAGAACAACCUGUGGCAGUGCAGCACGCAGAAGCCCUCCCACAGGGACUUCUGUGGCCAUAAGGAGGAUGCUGGAGUAGUGUGUUCAGAAAGUGUUAAUGUACCAGUGACCCUGACACCAAUUGAAUUAAGUAAAACAAACUGGACAACAGAGUUUCUAAUGGAGGUGGCUGCUAAGGACCACAGAAGCAGGUUUUCAGCUCUAGCAUUGAGCUGUAUUGGUCUGUCCAUUGCUCUGCUGUUACUGUUGAUUUCAAACAUUGGUACUUGCACAUAUUACAGAGGAAGAAAUAAUGAAUUUUUAAUUUACGAAAGACAAUCUAACUCCCACACAUCUGUGGGGCUCCAGAGAGGAGAGCCGAGAAACAGCAACAGUCUGCAUGCUGUCACUGCACAAAUGGCUGAGGAUGGAGGACUUGCAGUCAGGAGAUCCUCACAGAAUGACAGUUCUGACACCUCAAGUGACUUAGAUUAUGAACAUUAUUACCACUGUAAUAUCCAGCCACCUGUUGCUGUGAACUUCUCUAGUGAUGUGCUUGAUUCAAAGAGCACAUCUUCGGGGGAAGGAUAUGAAAACUCACAAACUGAAAGGCAGAAACUUUUCGAUGAAGCCUUAGAUGAUGCAGCUGUGGUUGGUAAGUGCUUUCAAGCACAAGGAAAACUCUGCACAGAGGGAAAUGCUCUGGAAAGCACAAGAAGUUGUAGUGUCCUUGAUUCAGAGAGCACAUCUUCAGGGGAAUGUUACGAAAACCCACCAACUGAAGGGGAGGACCUUGGGAAUCCAGGUGUUAACAAGAUUUACCUUGAGCACUCACUGCAGAUGCUACCUUUGCACAGUACCAGUGAACAAGCCAAAAGAGAAUUAGUGGACUCAAAUGAUUCAGAUAGUACAUCUUCUGGCGAAUGCUAUGAAAACACAGGGAUUGACGCUGCAAACCUUCUUGAGACAUUGGAGCGAAGCCCAUCACUGCUUGUGCAGCCCCUCCUGUGCCACCACACACCUCAGCUGACAGGAGACUGCAGUCUUCCCCAACCAAGAUCCCCAACCGAAGGUGACAGCAGCACAUCAUCUGAGGAAGCAUAUGAAAAUGUCCCAAUAGACAAUAUGAGUGGCCUUGGUGCAAGCGAACAACAAACCCAGUCCUCUUCAGACAGUGACUAUGAUGAUGUUGCAAACUGGAGUCAGGUGUGACGACACAGUGGCCAACCAGUUACAUGAAUCAUUUAACCAACUACAAGGGAUUACAAAAUCCAGGACCAGAUUUGAAUACAUCUGACCUAAAGGUUUGGCUCUAAAGACACUCUGAAAUUAAAUACCAAUUUGAAUACUACUGGCCUAAAUGUUUGGCUCUAAGGACACCUUUUCUCAAAGCUGUUAAGAGUAACAGUCCAUCAAGUUCUCCUCAUAGUGCCUUGUACUGGACACUGACAAAGUAUAAGAAAAUCACCAUGAAGCAAAGAUUCUGGCUUAGCUUGAACAUGUGAUCUAAAAAAAAAAAUGCUGUGCAAAAUAAAUACAAUUGAGAUUACAACAUAAAGGUAUAUGGAAAAAUUAGUCACUGUCUGUUGGUGAAGCAAAUCUAGAGCACCCAAACACUGAGCCUAAAAUACAGAAACUGUAGAGUGUGAAAAAUGUACUUAGCCACCCAUUACUUUAUUCUUUGCACCAAUGCUGAUAAACAUAUCUGACAUUGCCUCUUUCUUAUGCAUGACCAUACUUAUUCUUGCUUCCUUCCCUGCAAUAUUACUCUUUGAAAAAAGCAAUGGCAGACACCUCUCACUCGAUUACCUUAAUUGAAAGCAGAAUGUCAUCAUCUAAGAGUAAUGCACAGACAUUAAACAAAAUGGCUAAUAAAAAAAUUAAUAACUGCCUAGUGGUGGUUUCCCAUUUUUUUGGAUAUUGG